Molecule: messenger RNA, 1925 nt
Organism: Zingiber officinale
Lineage: Eukaryota; Viridiplantae; Streptophyta; Magnoliopsida; Zingiberales; Zingiberaceae
Product: protein NRT1/ PTR FAMILY 4.4-like
Exons: 5
Coding region: 36-1793 (585 amino acids)
Biological process (GO): transmembrane transport
Cellular component (GO): membrane
Molecular function (GO): transmembrane transporter activity
Source: RefSeq, a predicted model, not a curated record
GAUUGGCCCUGUUUGUGAGCUCUGAAAGAGAUUUCAUGGACAUUGAAAGAAGGCAAAGUUUCACCGUGCUGAAUGAUGUCUCCCUUGAUUGGAGAGGCAGACCCUGCAAGCCCAACAAGCACGGAGGCAUGAGAGCUGCUGUCUUUGUUUUAGGGAUUCAAGCGUUUGAGAUCAUGGCGAUUGCAGCCGUCGGCAACAACCUCAUAACUUAUGUGUUCAACGACAUGCAUUAUCCUCUCUCAAAGUCAGCAAACAUAGUCACCAACUUCGUUGGGACUAUCUUUAUCCUGUCUUUGCUCGGAGGAUUCCUCUCGGACUCUUAUCUAGGGAGCUUCUUCACCAUGCUGAUAUUCGGAUUUAUCGAACUCCCUGGAUUCAUACUGCUGUCGCUUCAAGCACAUCUGCCGCAGCUGAGGCCGCCGCCGUGCAACAUGCUGCAAAGAGAGCAUUGCGCGGAGGCAGAAGGCUUGAAGGCCACCAUCUUCUUUGUGGCUCUCUAUUUAGUGGCGCUGGGGAGUGGAUGCAUGAAGCCUAACAUGAUAGCUCAUGGAGCUGACCAGUUCAGCAGAGACGAUCCGAACCAGUCCAAGAAGCUCUCCACGUACUUCAACACUGCCUACUUCAGCUUCUGUGUGGGGGAACUGGUUGCGCUCACGGUUCUUGUUUGGGUCCAGACUCGGUCGGGCAUGGACGUCGGGUUCGGUGUCUCAGCAGCUGCCAUGGCCAUGGCCCUCGUGAGCUUGAUCUCCGGUGUGUUGUUCUUCAGGAACAGGCCUUCACAGGGCAGCAUCUUUACCCCUAUAGCAAGAGUCUUUGUGGCAGCAUUUACAAACAGAAAGCAGAUUUGCCCUUCCAAUUCUGAAGUGUAUCAGUAUCACCUUGGCGUCGCUGGAACUUCUCCAAAUGUUCACAACCUCAGACACGCAGAUAAAUUCAGGUUCUUGGAAAAUGCCUGCAUCAAAUCUCAAGACGGGUCCAACAAAGUAGAGAGCCCAUGGAGACUGUGCACCAUGGCAGAAGUAGAGCAAGUGAAGGUGAUUCUCUCAGUGAUUCCGAUCUUUGCCUGCACCAUCAUCUUCAACACCAUCCUCGCCCAGCUCCAGACGUUCUCGGUCCAACAGGGAAGCUCCAUGAACACUCAACUGGUCACCUUCAAGAUCCCCCCAGCCUCACUGCAGGCCAUCCCCUACAUCAUCCUCAUCAUCCUGGUUCCUCUCUACGAGACCUUCUUCGUCCCGAUUUCCCGGAAACUCACCCGCGAUCACGUAGGAAUCACCCCCCUGCAGCGGAUCGGCACCGGCCUCUUCACGGCCACCUUCUCCAUGGUGGCGGCCGCCUUGGUCGAGAAGAAGAGGAGGGAAUCAGAGGCGCCGACGCCCAUCCUUUGGAUCGCUCCGCAGUUCAUAAUUUUCGGGGUUUCGGAGAUGUUUACGGCGGUGGGGCUGAUCGAAUUCUUCUACAAGCAGUCACUGGGAGGCAUGCAAGCCUUUCUGACAGCCAUGACCUACUGUUCGUACUCUUUUGGGUUUUUCCUAAGCUCGCUGCUCGUGUCGCUCGUGAACAAGAUCACGUCGAGCUCAGGGAAUGGAGGAUGGCUGGGCGACAACGAUCUCGACAAGGACAGAUUGGAUCUGUUCUACUGGCUGCUGGCUGUGCUUAGCUUGAUCAAUUUCUUCAACUAUCUUUUUUGGGCCAGAUGGCAUUCGAAACCUUCAUCAGGUGUUCCUGCGAGGGAUGGCAACAGCAGUUGCUUGAAGCAUAAGCAUGGUGGAGCUGAUCUGAACGUAUUAUGAUUCAGCUUUGGAGUUGAGAUAGAAUAAUUAAGAACGAAGGAUUCUUAGAGUAUAUAUAUAUAUAUAACCUUUUGUUCUGCUGCAAGGAUGCUCGUCCGUUUCCCGAUUAUAUGAAAAAAAAAGUUAAAUUAA